This is a messenger RNA of Ciona intestinalis (vase tunicate), 2548 nucleotides long. RefSeq names its product mitochondrial Rho GTPase 1. Gene Ontology annotation, molecular function: GTP binding; GTPase activity; calcium ion binding. Gene Ontology annotation, biological process: mitochondrion organization. Gene Ontology annotation, cellular component: mitochondrial outer membrane. The record is from RefSeq and is a predicted model, not a curated record. Lineage: Eukaryota; Metazoa; Chordata; Ascidiacea; Phlebobranchia; Cionidae.
AUCGAUAUUUUUUACAGUAUAUAUGAUUUUAAUAAAUAUACUCUACCUCAGGUCAUUUGUUUUAGCAGUGCAAUUGCUAAAUUUUUCGUGGAAAUACAAUCGGCGUAUAGUAUUAGUUUUCAAGUCGUCUACAAGAACUUACACUCGCUACACUGUACGCCGUUUAAAAUAAGCUGUAAUGAAUUUUGGGUGAGACAGAAUGUGGAAGGACAUACAUAUCUUGCUGUUAGGCGAGCCCAAAGUGGGGAAAACGUCGUUAAUCUUAUCUCUCGUCGGCGAAGAGUUUCCCGAAGAUGUUCCAGAUCGCGUAGAAGAAAUUACCAUACCUGGUGACGUCACACCGGAGAAGGUACCAACACAUAUCGUAGAUUUUUCCGAGAAAGAGCAAGGCGAAUACCAACUAUGUGAAGAAAUUGCUAAAGCCAAUGUUGUGUGUCUGGUGUAUGAUCUUGCAGAUUUAACAACACUGGAGAAAAUCAAAGAAAGGUGGAUGCCAUUAAUCAAGGAUUGCUCAAUGCAUGAGUCAAUGCUUCCCAUUAUUCUUGUUGGAAAUAAAUCGGACCUGAUUUCUGACUCGAAAAUGUACGAAGUUAUUCCUAUUAUGAAUGACUUCCCUGAGAUUGAGACGUGCAUUGAAUGCUCAUCUAAAACACUGAAUAAUGUCAGUGAGAUGUUUUUCUUUGCACAGAAAGCUGUUCUGUACCCAACAGCACCUUUAUAUUCCCCCCAGGAUGGUGAUUUAAAGCCAGAAAGCAAGAUAGCUUUGGUGCGAAUAUUUAAACUGUUCGACAAAGACAAUGAUGGGGUGUUAAAUGACGACGAACUAAGCUACUUCCAAAAAAUCUGCUUCAGCACUCCCCUUGCCAUGCAGGCCUUACAAGAUGUUAAAAAUGUUGUUAAGAAGAACUGCCCUGAUGGAAUAGUGGAUGAUAGCCUCACAUGUGAUGGUUUCCUCUACCUGCAUCUGUUGUUUGUUCAAAGAGGCAGACAUGAAACAACAUGGGCUGUACUGAGGAAAUUUGGAUAUAAUGGUCUUCUCCAGAUUAAUGAAGAUUACCUUCGUCCCGAUCUGCCGCCUGCUCCAGCAGACACGAUCCCACAGCUCACAAUGGAUGCAAGAAAGUUCCUUAAUGAAGUUUUUUCCAAGUAUGAUAAAGAUGAAGAUGGAGCAUUGAAUCCGAUGGAGAUGGACGACUUGUUCUCUGUCUUCCCAUAUGAACCGUGGGGAUCAGAAGUCUUAAAUACUGUAUGCACUAACAGCAAAGGCUGGAUCACAAGAGCUGGAUUUCUGUCGCAGUGGAUGCUAACUACGUUCAUUGAUGCUCCUCGUACUUUGGAGUACUUAGGGUACCUUGGAUACUCGGCUCUUCUGGACUGCGCGUCACAGGCAGAGGCAAUUCACUUCACAACGAACAGUACUACGCAUGCCACUGAUGAAAAUAAUAGAGAUAUAUUUACAUGUAAAGUGAUUGGUGUCAGAGGCGUUGGGAAAUCUGCUUUCCUCCAGGGGCUUCUAGAAACAAGUGAGAAUACAAAGAAAUCCAAGCACAGCCAAGUGUCUGUGUUCGCAGUAAAUGAGGUACAAGUGAAAAACCUUUCACCUGUCUAUCUUCUUCUGCAUGAAGUUGAUGUUUCUGACCUCCUUGCAGCAGGAGAAGGUUCAUUUCUCUGUGAUGUAGUUUGCUUGUUGUACGAUUCCACUGAUGCCGACAGUUUUCAGUGCUGUGUUGAAGUUCACAAGCAGUUUGUGGUUGGCUCUUCCGUCUCCUGUAUUGUAAUUGCCACCAAAGCUGAUGGUAAAGCCGUGAAACAAAGAUGUGCGCUUCAGCCAGUGGACUUUUGCCUCCAAAACAGUCUUCCCCCUCCCAUAGCUUUCUCUUCAAGACAGAAGAGCAGCACGUCAGUGUAUGAGACAAUUGCAGAAAUGGCUGCCGUUCCAAAAUCCUCAACUGAACAUCAAACUUCUGCACUUGGAAUAAUUCUAAAAAUAGGAAUCACAACCGCUAUACUUGCAGGUCUGGGAUACGGCCUGUACAAAUACUCAAACACUUUCAAGAAACCUAAUUUUUUGAAGUCCUAGUGGGUACUAGUUUACUACCACGCUAAAACUGUGAUUUUAAAAUAAAAACCACUCCUAUGUUGUGAACUAUAUUCACAGCUCCCAGUAUUUAGCUGCAAGUGCCUAUUGCAUUGCUGUUAUAACCUAGGUGCAUUAAUUCAAUGUUGCAAAGUAUUACCGCUGCAUAGCCUAACCAGAAUGGAUACUCUGUUAACAUGCAUUGUCAACAAAGCUGCAUAUAAACCCAAGCAAUAUUUUGCCCUUAGAUAAACCCUAUCUAUUUUUGGGAAUUUUUCGUCAAAAUUUCUUACUAUUACUAAAACCCACUGUUUUACCGAAAUGUCUUUUCCUGUUGCAAAUUAAUGUACAUAGUAUACACCAUGGCAAAUCUUUAUACAUUAACAAGUUAUUGUGGCUUUCAAAUUAAAGUAUCCUUGUAUUGGGUAACUUAUGAAUGCGUUUUUAAUACAUGCAAUGUUUGGUUAUUUA